This is a messenger RNA of Colletotrichum orchidophilum, 594 nucleotides long. RefSeq lists its product as uncharacterized. The transcript has a single exon. The record is from RefSeq and is a predicted model, not a curated record. Bases 1 to 594 code for a protein of 197 amino acids. Lineage: Eukaryota; Fungi; Ascomycota; Sordariomycetes; Glomerellales; Glomerellaceae.
AUGAAGCACUGCCCGCACCUCAGUAAAGUCAGUGCCGUGGGGUCCCUUCCUCAACCCCAAACCUCGCAGUCUGGCAGUCACCAAAGAUUCCAAUCGCCCGCUGUGCCAGCGUCCUUCCACCCCUCCCCGCUAAAAAGUCAGGUCAACAAGCUGCCUCCACCUUUUACCUCAAGUGCCAACCUGGUAGUGGCUUUCCCGAGAAGAAAAAAAAUUCAUUCACAAAAAAAAACUCGGGCCUCAGAUUUUAUUCCUGGGACUUUUUCCACCUCCUCUCCCACAACCACACAUAUCCUCUCUCUGUCUCUCUCUCUCUCUCCCUCUCCUCCACAAACCUUGCCCUACCCGGUAUCCUUGUGGUCAUUCUUCCUCUGUUCACUCGUCCUGCUCGGCCGACACCUUUCUGUUCGCCCACUUUCCAAUAGCGGACAUUUCGUACACGACCAGCAAGACCCCUCAGGCCAACAGCCAAGCCCUCCUCCAAUCGAAGCCUUGCGUUUACCGUCCUCCACGUUUUCUUUGGAUCGCCGCAACCCGAGCAUCUCCGGAACGCUUCGCCUCGCUUGUCCCCUCGCAAACCAAAAAUCAUUUCGUUGA